Molecule: messenger RNA, 2404 nt
Organism: Oryza brachyantha (malo sina)
Lineage: Eukaryota; Viridiplantae; Streptophyta; Magnoliopsida; Poales; Poaceae
Product: UDP-glycosyltransferase 73E1-like
Exons: 1
Coding region: 130-1659 (509 amino acids)
Molecular function (GO): UDP-glycosyltransferase activity
Source: RefSeq, a predicted model, not a curated record
GUGGCCGCGCCUCCGCCGCCAUCUCGCCGGCCGGCCGUCUGUCUUCUUGCGUACAUAAAUGGCGGCAGCCAGCAGCAGCCACCCCUCGUUUCUUGGCUUCUUGCAGCUAGGUUGUUAGCUCCUCCAUCCAUGGCGUCGGCGCUCCUCCACUUCGUGCUGGUGCCGCUCCCGGCGCAGGGCCACGUCAUCCCGAUGGUGGACAUGGCGCGGCUCAUCGCCGGCCGCGGCGCGCGCGUCACCGUCGUGCUUACGCCGGUCAUGGCCGCGCGCCACAGGGCCGCCGUCGAGCACGCCGCCCGGUCCGGGCUGCACGUGGACUUCGCCGAGCUGGAGUUCCCCGGGCCGGCGUUCGGGCUGCCCGCCGGGUGCGAGAGCUACGACAUGGUGAGGGACAUUCAUCUGUUCAAGGCGUUCACCGACGCCGUGUGGAUGCUCGCCGGCCCGCUCGACGCGUUCCUCCGGUCGCUGCCGCGGCGCCCGGACUGCCUUGUGGCUGACUCGUGCAGCCCCUGGACGGCCGGCGUCGCGCGGCGGCUCGGCGUGCCGCGGCUCGUGUUCCACGGCCCGUCCGUGUUCUACAUCCUGGCGGUGCGGUGCCUGACCAAGCACGGCGUGUACGACCGCGUCGCCGGCGACCUGGAGCCGUUCGAGGUGCCGGACCUGCCCACGCCGCGCGCCGUGACGACGAACAGGGCGUCGUCGCUGGGUCUCUUCCACUGGCCGGGGUUGGAGAGCCACCGGCGUGACACGCUGGACGCCGAGGCCACCGCCGAUGGCAUCGUCUUCAACACGUGCGCCGCCUUCGAGGGCGCGUUCGUCGGGCGCUACGCGGAGGAGCUCGGCGGCCGGAAGGUGUGGGCGGUCGGGCCGCUCUGCCUGCUGGACUCCGACGCCGAGACGACGGCGGCGCGUGGUAACCGCGCCGCCGUCGACGCCGCGCGCGUCGUCUCGUGGCUCGACGCCAGGCCGGCCGCCUCCGUGCUCUACGUCAGCUUCGGCAGCAUCGCCCGCCUGCACCCAGCACAAGCCGCCGAGCUCGCCGCCGGGCUGGAGGCAUCGCACCGGCCGUUCAUCUGGGUGACCAAGGACGCCGCCGCCGACGCCGACGGCAGCCUCGACGCCGCGUUCGAGGCGCGCGUGGCGGACCGCGGCCUCGUCAUCCGCGGGUGGGCGCCGCAGGUGACCAUCCUGUCCCACCCGGCGGUCGGCGGCUUCCUCUCCCACUGCGGCUGGAACUCGACGCUGGAGUCCCUCUCCCACGGCGUGCCGCUCCUGACAUGGCCGCAGUUCACCGACCAGUUCCUCAACGAGUCCCUCGUCGUGGACGUGCUCGGCGCCGGCGCCCGCGCCGGCGCGAAGGUGCCCGCCACGCACGUGGACCCCAGCUCCCCGGUGCAGGUGCGGAGCGGCGAGGUGGCGAGCGCGGUGGUCGAGCUGAUGGGCGACGGGGCGACGGCGUCGGCGAGGCGCGCGAGGGCGAGGGAGCUCGCGGCGGAGGCGAGGGCGGCGAUGGCGGAGGGCGGGUCGUCGGCGCGCGACCUCGCCGACAUGGUCGGGUACGUCGCGCGUAGGAAGGAGAGCGAGCGGGACAUGCUCGUCGUCGAUCCGCCGCCGCCGCAGCAGCAGCAGCAUGACAUCUCCGUCGCUCCAUGUAGCUAGCUAUCUAGCAGCAUACAAAUGGGAGGAUCCGUGCCCAACAGUAUAUGACAUUUUACACCACACAAAAGGGCGUGAUGACGCGUAUAGGCGGCACGAGUGGAUUCUAUACUCUACCGAGUAUGCCCACCCGAUAGUUAUUAAUUUUUUUUAAAAAAAACUUCUGAGUACAUCCACGUAUAUUGUAUUACAUCUAAAUAAUUAUUAAAACAAUUCUAAAAAAAUUAAUAAGAUAAUUUAACAUACGGUGCAUCAUCACACAAACAUACUACAAAUUGUCAAAAAAAAUAAUAAAUAUGAUAAUGAAUAUAUUAUUAACAAGCUAAUAAACGGACUAAACUUCCUCAAUUAGAACAUUCCAUUUUAACAAUGAUAGUACUAAGAUAAACUCCAUGCUAAGCGAAACAAAGUAGUUGUAAAUUAGCGUGACUAGAAGAAAAGAAAAGUGUUAUAAAAACAUAAAAAGUUAAAUAAUUUAAACCUCAACAAGCGUUGACAUGAACAUGCAUUUCCUAAUGAGGAAAUAAGUAGUGGCAAGAAUUAUAAAUUUUAUACGCAUCAACCAUAAUACCAGCCCAAGAAAGUGUGAAGUUACAGAAUGCACUCAAUAACAUAAAAACAAUGUAGCACAGCAUAUAGACCUAGCGCGUCGUUGCUGCUCUUAUCAAGAAGACAACGACCUAAUUCUUAUGUCAUAAUUAUUGAUUAAGGCUAACAAACUGAGCAUCACUCUAUGCAAGUAAGAUUA